GCUAAAAAUGGUUCAGCUUACUGGAAGAGCUCUCCACUAUGUAUUCAAAAUACCAGACAGGAAAGAGACUAUGAGAUUUUAUAGAAAUGUAUUAGGCAUGAAAGUUUUGAGACAUGAAGAAUUUUCAGAAGGCUGUGAAGCAACUUGCAAUGGGUAAGUAUGAACACUAAGAUUUUAUUAUAUCUUUUAGUAAUGGAGUUGCUAAAAACCAUACAUUUCAAUACUACACCUUCUUUAUGGUACACUUUUAUUUUAUUCAAACAGUAUUUAUGUUAGUCAGUUAUUAGUAGGGCAAAUAGCAAUACAUCUUUGUGGGACCUACAGAGUCAAAAAAUGAUGACAUAUUGAUACCUACCAAGCCCCUCGCAUUACUACUGUGGAAAAAUAAGCUGGAGUAGGAGUACAUAGAAGUAAAAGUGAUGUACACUUCUUGUGUUAUUUCUGCAAGCUGCAAUACAAAUCAUAUGUUCUCUCUCUGAUCACUAAGAUUAGGGAAAAAAUGGUGCCUAAGUGCAAGCAACCAGAUACUUGCAAAAUAACUGCAAUGAAUGUUUCUUCUAUAGCAAUUUAAUAUUUACAUGGUAAAUAUCCAAUGAUAUGUGGAUUCAUGCAUUAUCUCAUGAAAAAUGCAAAAUGGAAAAGAAAUUGGAAUGAUUUUAGUAUGUCAACUCCAAAAGUUUUCUAUUAUGCCCUUUUAGUUAUUUUCUGAUGGUGUGUCUCACUAUAGGCCUUAUAAAGGUAGAUGGAGUAAAACAAUGGUAGGCUAUGGUCCAGAAGAUAAUCAUUUUGCUAUUGAACUAACAUAUAAUUAUGGCAUACAUUCAUAUGAGAAAGGAAAUGAUUUUAUCAGUAUUACUGUAAAGAGUAGUGAAGCUCUCAAAAGGGCUAAACAAGAAAACUGGCCGAUACUUCCAGGCAAUAAAUUGGAAGCACCAGGUGGAUAUGUCUUUCAAGUGAUCGAUGAGAAGCAACCCAGUGAUUCAGAUCCAAUACAAAAAGUAACACUCGCUAGCUCAAAUCUCUCAAAAUCUAUUGAUUAUUGGAACGGCAUCUUAGGCCUCAAAAUAUUUGAAAAAACUGAAAAUUCAAUACUUGUUGGGUUUAAGGAAAAUGAAACCAAGCUGGAAUUACGUUGUUCUGGUGAGGCAGUGAAUAGAGGUAAAGCAUAUGGCCGCAUUGCAUUUUCCUGCCAUCAUGUGGAACAGGUAGCACUGAGUGAACUUAUCAAGGAGAAAAAGCAAACGAUUCUCACUCCCCUGAUAUCAUUGGACACUCCCGGAAAAGCCACCGUCAGAGUGAUCAUUUUAGCGGAUCCCGAUGGACAUGAGAUUUGCUUUGUAGAUGACGAGGCCUACAGAGAGCUGUCUAAACCGGAUUAUGAGAGUGAGAAGGUGUUAGACAUUCAAAUCAGGAAGGAUACAUCAUAAGUUGUAAAUCUGUUAACAAGCGCAAUAUGUAUCUCUUUGAAAAUAAAUAUAUUUUAUGCAUGAA
Molecule: messenger RNA, 1491 nt
Organism: Acanthoscelides obtectus
Lineage: Eukaryota; Metazoa; Arthropoda; Insecta; Coleoptera; Chrysomelidae
Source: the annotation of a GenBank genome assembly